Molecule: messenger RNA, 1344 nt
Organism: Neocloeon triangulifer
Lineage: Eukaryota; Metazoa; Arthropoda; Insecta; Ephemeroptera; Baetidae
Product: peptidoglycan-recognition protein LC-like
Exons: 4
Coding region: 114-1250 (378 amino acids)
Biological process (GO): peptidoglycan catabolic process
Molecular function (GO): N-acetylmuramoyl-L-alanine amidase activity; zinc ion binding
Source: RefSeq, a predicted model, not a curated record
CAUAGAAAGUCGCGACCACGAGCACCAGUUGCCUGCCAAGUGAGAAUUAUCUCACUACGGAUGUAAUGGCUUAGCACACCGAGACGGUUAAUUUAUUCCGAAAAGAUUUAAAAAUGUCGUCGGAAACAAACUUUGCUGUGAAUAGGACUGGCUUUAUCAACUCUGCUUUGGCUGAAGAAAGCAGCAGCGAGGAUUCGUCCGAGGAGGAAGAUGGCCAGACAGUCAACAUUCAAGUGCCAUCGACGCACUUCUCAAACGUGCAAGUGAAGCAUUCCAGCAAUGUGCAUUUCGGGAACAGUGCAGUGUACAAUGGGGACGUGACUGUGAUAAUGAGUCCGAUCGAACUGUCCCGAGCGGACACUAGUUUGCAGCAGUUGAAAGGGGUCGCAGAAAAAACGGUGCUCGUUUCUUCAGGGCUACCAAAUAACCUGGACGAUGACAGCAAAUCCAAGCUGGCGGCGGUCGAACAAAUUCUCGGCAGAGUACGACAGAGCCAAGACCAAGUAACUUCAAAUACUAAAAGAAACCAGCGGUCCACGCUUUGUUUUAAAUUUACACUGAGGAGGCUGAUCGCCUUCAUAUCAAUGUUGACUGUCAUCGUUGGUCUCAUCAUAGCCCUGGUUCUGAUCUGGAAUCUGAAGGGCAGCCAAUCUAAGAUUUACGAGAGUGAAUACCAGUGUCCCGAAUAUGAUAAGGAAAGCAAUGUCAUAAAUGGAACGGAAGGUUCUGCGCCAUAUUACUCGAGAAUAGAUUGGCUGGCCCAGCCUGUGGAUGUCUCGGAUCCACUUCAUCAUCCAGUCGAGUUUGUGAUUAUAAGUCACUCUGCGACCAACCCAUGCUACAAUCACACGCAAUGUGUUCUGCAAGUCCGAAAAAUUCAGAUGUUCCACAUAGAGAGUUUUGGCUGGGCUGACAUAGGGUACAAUUUCGUGGUCGGAGGAGAAGGAGGAAUCUACGAAGGGCGCGGUUGGGACAAAAUUGGUGCGCACGCCAAGGGCUACAACAACCGCAGCAUUGGUGUCAACUUCAUUGGCACAUACGUCACUGUGCUGCCGUCAGAGAGACAAAUGAUGGCGGCAAAAAUUUUGAUUGAAGAAGGAGUGAGACUUGGAAAAGUGAGUCCGGAGUACAAGCUCAUAGCGCACCGGCAAGUGUCAAAAACAGAGUCUCCCGGGAUACGAUUUUUCCUAGAGUUGCAAUCUUGGCCCCACUGGGCUGCAUUUUACGAUCUGCCAAAAUUUCCGCCAUAGACCGACUAUAUCAUACAAUUAUAUUCGAAAUCGAAACUGAUAAGUGCAAUUAUUAUUAUGUAUUAAGGAAAAUAAAAACUUUAAAUGCAAAUAU